CCAGCCAGGGCUCUAGUGCUGACUUGACUGGAUAGCUGCUGCUUUCAUUGAGCGUCAGCGCCUUUAAAGUGGAGCAUCUCACGCGUUUGGACGACUUGGACCUUCUUUCCACUAACUUUGAUGGGGACUUCGACAAUAAACAGUGAAAAUGCCUGUGAUGAAGGGAUUAUUAGCGCCGCAGAACACGUUUCUGGACACUAUAGCUACGCGGUUUGAUGGCACUCAUAGUAAUUUCAUACUGGCCAAUGCUCAGGUGUCCAAGGGCUUUCCGAUUGUCUACUGCUCCGAUGGCUUCUGUGAGCUUGCAGGCUUCUCUCGAACCGAAGUCAUGCAGAAGAGCUGUGCCUGCAAGUUCCUGUACGGGCCCGAGACCAGCGAAAGCAUCAUCCUCAGCAUUGAUGAGGCUUUGGAGGAGCGCAAAGAGUUUAAAGAUGAAAUCAUGUUCUACACAAAGACAGCUGUGCUGUUCUGGUGCCUGCUGGACAUCGUGCCAAUUAAAAAUGAAAAGGGUGACGUGGUGCUCUUUCUGGCUUCAUUUAAAAACAUCACUGACACUAAGACCAAAACCUUCCAAGACGACAAGAAAGAUGAGAGACGACACGGCAGGCUGAAAACAGGCUCUCCAUUCAGCUCGGCUCGUCUGCGGAGUAACACUGUGCUCUACCACAUCUCUGGUCACCUAUACGGCAGGAAAAAGAGCAAGAUUAAACUCAACAAGAAUGUGUUUGGAAAUACGCCUGCUCUCCCAGAGUAUAAGGUUGCAGAUGCCAAGAAGUCCAAAUGUAUCCUACUUCACUACAGCACGUUCAAAGCAGGAUGGGACUUGCUGAUCCUGCUCGCCACGUUCUACGUUGCUGUGACGGUGCCCUACAUGGUCUGCUUUAUCGAUGAUGUCCAUGACGCUAUUCGCGGCACAAUUGUGAGCGAUAUCGUUGUGGAGAUACUUUUCAUUACAGAUAUCAUCUUUAAUUUUCGCACCUCUUACGUCAGCAAAUCUGGCCAGGUAAUUUUUGAUGCUCGGCAGAUAUGCAUCCAUUACCUGACUACAUGGUUCAUCAUUGACCUGAUCGCCGCAUUGCCUUUUGACCUGAUCUAUGCCUAUAGAAUCAACGUGGUGUCCCUCGUGCACCUCUUAAAAACUGUGCGUCUGCUUCGUUUGCUGAGGCUCCUGCAGAAGAUGGACCGCUACUCGCAGCACAGCACAGUGGUCCUGUCUUUGCUCAUGUCUGUGUUUGCUCUUCUGGGCCACUGGCUGGCCUGCAUUUGGUAUAUUAUUGGCAAGGUGGAGAUGACAAACAACCCCGAAGACUGGGAGGUCGGGUGGCUCCAUGAGUUGGCGAGACGUCUGGAGUCGCCGUACCAUAUCAAGGAAGCUGUUAAUGGGACUAGCAAUGGCCCCCCAAUUCACAGUGUGUACAUCGCUUCCCUCUACUUUACCCUGAGCAGUCUCACCAGUGUGGGCUUCGGCAACGUGUCUCCCAACACUGAUGCUGAGAAGAUCUUCUCCAUUAUUGUCAUGCUCAUAGGAGCACUGAUGCAUGCCUUGGUCUUUGGCAAUGUGACAGCCAUUAUCCAGAGGAUGUAUUCCCGCUGGUCCCAGUACCAUAGCAGGACUAAAGACCUCAACGACUUCAGUCAUGUCCAUCGCUUGCCUCAGAGCCUUACGCAGCGAAUGAUUGAGUACUUUCAGACAACCUGGUCGGUCAACAAUGGCAUUGACUGUAAUGAGCUGCUGAAGGACUUCCCAGAUGAGCUGCGAUCCGAUAUCACCAUGCAUCUCAAUAAGGAGAUCCUGCAUCUGUCACUAUUCGCCUCUGCCAGUCGGGGCUGCCUGCGCUCUCUGUCAAGGCACAUUAAGACCUCCUUUUGCACCCCUGGAGAGUACCUCCUCCGACAGGGCGAUGCUCUGCAGGCCAUCUUCUUUGUCUGCUCAGGGUCCAUGGAAGUGCUGAAAGACGACAUGGUUUUGGCUAUUAUUGGUAAAGGGGACCUGAUCGGAGCAAACUUAUCCUUAGAAAAUCGGGUGAUAAAAACCAACGCUGAUGUGAAAGCCCUGACCUACUGUGACCUGCAGUGUAUCAGCAUGAAAGGGCUGUACGAGGUGUUGGACCUUUACCCUGAGUACGCUCACCGUUUUGUCCAGGACAUUCAACAAGACCUCACCUACAACCUGAGGGAGGGACACGAGGCACACGUUAAGGCCAAGCUCUCGACGACAACUUUCGAGACGCAGAAUGAAGCAACAAACCUCAGGGACGCUGGUGGCCAGAAGACAGCACAGAAUUGCAGCUGGUCUCAGAAGAAGAUCCAGGAAAUCACCCUAACCCCUUUAGACCCGCACAACCUCAGCCCGAGGAUAGUGGAUGGUACUGAAGACACUGAUGCGCAGAAGGAAAUAUCCCGGACCUUCUCCUUCUCUACCAGCAGAGUUUGUCCUGUCAAGGAACCAUCCAUCGUCUCUGCCCCUACUACAGACAUGCUGCACAUCAACAUAGCAGAAUUAGCAGCUGAAGCAGAGGAGACUAGAGGACAACUGCGACACCUCGACCAGCAGGUGAGCACCCUCCAGAGAGUAGUGUCUGACCUCCGGCAGGACACGAGGAGGAUUCUCCAGCUCAUGGAGAUGGGAUCAGGGCUGCAGCCUGCAGGAGUCUGUCCUGUACCUUACUCCCCGACACGGCGCGCAGAGCUCCACCGUCCUGCCCAUGCUCCGUAUCACCCAUCAUCCCCCCCCUCUAACACUGCUUCCAUCUGGACAGACCCACCCAUGCCUUCGCCUACUUCCUCCCUCACUAUUUCCAAGCAGCAUAGUUGGAUGUGCCACACAGACUCCGUAAUGAACAGACCGCAGACCCUCCAGGUAGAAUACGCCGAUGUCCUCAGCUCAGCUUCAACCCCAACUCCUGACACAUCAGCUCUUCAGCUACAAUCAUCCUCUGUUAGCGCCGAGUCUUCGUCAUCAUUCAGAUUGCAAGUUUUUUCAUGCAAUGAGGAAGGCUUCUAACCCGUCUAGGAUACGCAGUCCAUCUCUGCAGGACAGGGAGGAUGAGGACCUUCAUCAGAGCUCUGGACUCUCUCCUCACACUUCACUCCGGAGCGUCUACCACAAUCCAGGCAAGAAUUUGUAGCAGACGUCCAUCUGAACUUUCCUGGAGUCUGAAUGACUUUUUCCAGCACAUUUUUUGGAAUAUAUUCCUGAACUAGAGAUAAUAUUUAUCAGCUGGGGUCUGCAAUAUCGCUUCAGGACCUUUACAGGGAUGCAACUAACAUUGGUGUUUGUUUGGAAGGCACGCUUUUAAACUUCCAGUUGCAUGAAAACAAGUACGAUGGGAUUAGGUGUAUUAGCUUUACCUUUUCAGAAUGUAGUGUUAUUAAGUGGUAUGUAGAGUUUUGGGUCAGUCA
Cololabis saira (Pacific saury) is the source of this 3402-nucleotide messenger RNA. RefSeq names its product potassium voltage-gated channel, subfamily H (eag-related), member 8 (gene kcnh8). Gene Ontology annotation, cellular component: membrane. NCBI's taxonomy places the organism in Eukaryota, Metazoa, Chordata, Actinopteri, Beloniformes, Belonidae. Gene Ontology annotation, molecular function: voltage-gated potassium channel activity. Gene Ontology annotation, biological process: potassium ion transmembrane transport; regulation of membrane potential. The record is from RefSeq and is a predicted model, not a curated record.